GAAAUUCAUGUGAACACAAUGAGGUGAAAUAGGAAUUCCGAAAUCUAAAUUCGGAAAACCACUUCUCCUUCCUUUCUCAGCAUGGUUCAUCGAUUUCUUGCUUCAGAAUUAAGAAUUCCACACUAAUAGAAAACAUUCCAAAUUCAGAUCACUAAUUCAUAGCAUCAAAAAAUAUACCUAAAAUAUAUCAUCAAUAGACCUUCAAAAAAUUUCUUUCACAUCGAACCACAAUUCGAAAAUCAACCAGUUUUGAAACCCAAAUUGAGCGCUUCACAGCUCUCAGGAGGGGGAAUGAACAUGAACGCAGGAUUCACGAAGCUGUGCAAGGGGCUGGCAGUGGUAUUAAUAGGCGGCCACUUUGUUGUGCAGAUUCCCACUGCUGUUUCUUAUCUUACUCUCAUCCCUGCCAAGACAAUUCCUUUUGGUUGGAAUCUCAUUACAGCUGGAUUUGUUGAACAAACAAUCUACGGGGUGGUGAUCAGUAUAGUUGGUCUUCUUUUUGUUGGGAGGAUGCUUGAACCCAUAUGGGGGUCUAGGGAAUUUUUGAAGUUCAUCUUUGUAGUUGACCUCCUAACAUCAUUUUGCAUUUUCACUGCUGCUAUUUCCAUGUACUACUUUACGAGGGAGGAAAUAUACCUUUACAAACCUAUUUCAGGAUUCCAAGGGAUCCUAUCGGGGCUUUUAGUUGGCAUCAAACAAAUAAUACCUGAUCAAGAGUUGUCUUUCUUAAAGAUAAAAGCAAAAUGGCUUCCGACCUUGGUAAUCUUGGUCUCUGUUGCUGUAAGCUUUUUAGUCACAGAAACAGCAGCAUACCUUCCUAUCUUGAUAUGUGGAACAUACAUGGGUUGGAUUUACCUUAGAUACUGGCAAAGAAAACCGGAGACGAACUUGAAAGGUGAUCCGAGUGAUGAAUUUGCUUUCUCCACAUUCUUCCCUGAAAUUUUAAGAUCGUUGAUUGAUCCUAUUGCCACAAUUUUUGAACGGAUGCUUUGUGGAAGACGACCAGAACCCCCUCAAGUCACAAAGGACUAUAAUUUCGUAGACACCUCAUUGCCUAGUCCAGAGUCUCUUGAAGCUUCUAGGAGAAGGGAACGAGGCGCUCGGGCGCUUGAAGAAAGGUUGGCUGCUGAGAGACUGAAGGCAGAACAGACUAAAAGGGAGUUAGGAAAUGUGUAGGAACUCAUUUUCCAGUUUUUAAUCUUGUUACAAGCUUCUUGUUAAAUCAUGCAAGGCAAAUUUUUGCAUUUGUUGAUUAUGAUCCUCAAAAUUUUGCAUUUUAUUAAUUCAUUUAUACUCGUAUCU
Salvia miltiorrhiza (redroot sage) is the source of this 1302-nucleotide messenger RNA. Its product is annotated as rhomboid-like protein 19. The record is from RefSeq and is a predicted model, not a curated record. NCBI's taxonomy places the organism in Eukaryota, Viridiplantae, Streptophyta, Magnoliopsida, Lamiales, Lamiaceae. The transcript has 8 exons. Gene Ontology annotation, cellular component: Golgi apparatus; membrane. Gene Ontology annotation, biological process: retrograde vesicle-mediated transport, Golgi to endoplasmic reticulum. The coding region runs from base 292 to 1176 and encodes 294 amino acids.